AUGUGGGCAGCAGUGGCUGUGUGCUGCGCUGCGUUGCUGGUGGUGUCGUGUACAGUGACACCUGCUGCUGCAGCUGCAAGCGCAGCCAGGGGGACGAUGCGCCAGGAUGCCCUGCGAGCCAGGACACCAAAGCCCGGGCCACACUUUGUCGGAAAGGACGCAGCCGAGGUGGCCACCACCCUCAACAGGCACAUUGACGCGCAUGCGCUUGGCUUCAAGCACACGGCCGUCCCCUGCGAGGCCUACGGAUUCGAGGACCUGCACGACGCCUUGCUGGACCUGUUCCAGGCCACCCUCAACGACGCCGACGCUCGCCUCUUCAACCAGCAAUACACGCAGCGCCGCGAUCGCCGCCGCCUUCGCUUCAACUCCCUGGCAGAGUUCCAACACAACUGGCAAACGGAGCUUGCUCUCCUCAACACAACCAACAACAAAGACAAAGACAAAGGCGAAGCAGAGUUGGGACAGGCCAGCACUGUCGCGGAGAACGAGCUCCCGCUUCACGAGCUCGCCCAUGCUGGGCGGUGCUAUGAGGCGGCCCUCAUCUACAUCCACCAUCUCAGCGACAAGACCAAAGCGACCCAGUCCUUUCCUCGCGGCAUCCCGCUCCUGCCAGAAGCCAACAGGGCUGCAACCGUCAGCGCAAUGCUUGAAGGCACGCCGCCAUCAUCAUCAUCAUCAUCAUCAUCAUCAUCAUCAUCAUCAUCAUCCUCAUCUAUGUCGUUGGCGGCGGGGUCAAAACAUGCGCGCAGCGGCCGCUCUCUGGCCACGGACGCCUCUGCGUUCAUCCGCCAGAAUGUGCAGGACCAGGUUGUGUGUUCUCGCUGCCACAUUCUGCCCAACACGACGUUUGCCCCAGACAUUGACACGUACAUCUCCAAACUCUUCCACAACCGAUUGAUUGAGCCAGAGGUGCGCAAGUCCAUCAGCGGUCGGCUGGAGACAACACUGCGUGUGACCACGUCAAGGCUGGAAGGGCCCCUCUCCUUCAACGUGCGCAGCUACGAGGGAAGCACGCCAGGCCCAACACUGCGCGUGCACCCGGGCGACACCAUCGGCAUCUCUCUCAUCAACGACCUGGACCCGCAUCCUGUGUCGUGCCGUGCAACCCAAGAUGGCGGCGGCGCCGAUGUCAACUUCUACCGCUGCCCUAACGUGACCAACCUGCAUCUGCACGGCCUGUGGACGGAGCCGCACGACGUGUACUCUGGCGUGUUUCCGGGGCAGUCGAGGGCGCUCGAGUACCAGGUACCUGGCGACCACGCCCCUGGCUCAAACUGGUACCACCCGCACUUUCACGGAUCCGUCUCCCUGCAGAGCGUCGAGUACUUUAACUACACCACCAACGACAUCAACUGCCCGCACACGUCCAAUUUGUCGCGCUGCCACGGGUUGGACGGCGCCGGGUCUCUCUCCACCAUCCGCUCCUUCAGCACCGACCAAAUGCCCCUCAACCUCUCGUUCACAGACCCGCACGCAGGCCACCCCAUCCCAGGCAACUACUUUAUUGUCAACGGCCAAUACCAGCCCGUCAUCACCGUGCGCCCAGGCGAAUGGCAGCGGUGGCGCACGCUUAAUGCCGCCCACCAAGCCAGCCUGUCCCUGACUGUGCCCGGCUGCGAAACGCUCGUGCUUGCAAUGGACGGCGUGUAUCUCAACGCACCGCGUCUAAAGAACAACAGCGCUCCCCUCGUCCUUCCACCAGGAUCGCGCGCUGACAUUGCUGUGAUGUGCGAGAAGCAAGGCCUGCACUACCUCAUGUCGCGCGAGAAUCCAGAUGUGCUCAACUUUGGGCAGCAGCAAGGCUUUGCGUCUGGCAUUCUGGCCCUGGUGGAUGUGGACGGUGACAGCAUGAACAUGACACGCCCCACGAAGCUCCCGUCUCUUCCCGCCUACCUCACCGACACACGCGACACAACGCCCGCCUCAUAUCACACUGUGCAGUGGGACCUGCUGUACAUGAUCAACAAUACGCAGGGCUUGACAGAUGUGCCAAUUUACGGCAUUUCGGGGCGCGCGUUCAAUGCCAGCCUGCGUCCCAGCACAUGCCUGCAGCCGUCCACGGCUACAGCCGAGUGGACCGUUGUGAACCCCAUCUGGAUCUGCAAUGCAUCGCAGCCGCUCUGCCUCUCCACCAUGAACCGCACAGCGGCAUCUGGCAAGCUGCUGAAGAAAUACCAACACCCCGUCACCAUCAGCCACGGCUUCCACAUGCACACGUUCAAGUUCCAGGUUGUUGACGACAGCAACGGCGGCUUGAGCUACGACUACGAGGUUGGGGACUGGCGCGAUACAGUGACGACGCCCGUCGCCGGGUCGGUCCGCGUGAGGUUUCGGCCCAUGACAUACGAGGGCCUUGUGCCGUACCACUGCCACAUGAGCCCACACUCCGACAGGGGCAUGAUCGCAACAGCCCUCGUCAGCUCGUCGUGUGGCACCAGCACGACCUCAAGCUCAGCCUCAACGACAACAAGCGCGACAACGACAGUGUCAACGACAACGACAGCGCCGUCGCCGCCACCGUGGGCCCCGCGCCUCACCAACUACACCAUGCCCAUCAACACCAACGUGACUGGCGCGCAGCACGCAUUUGAUGAAGGCAUGCAGCUGACGUUUGGGUUUGCCCACGACGCAGCAGCUCGCUUCUUUGGCGAGUGCGCACAGCUCGACCCGACCUGCGCCAUGUGCUACUGGGGGCUUGCCUAUGCGGCGGGGCCCGUGAUCAACGUGCCCGUGUGCAGCUCGCCUGCCUGCGGUGACGGAGCCAAGCAGGCUGCCAAGGCUCUUGCCCUUGCACGCAAGCAGCAAGGACAACUGUCGGACAAGGAGCUGUUCCUGAUCUCCGCCAUGUCCAAACGCUACAGCACCGACAGCAGCGCCAACCAGACGCACCUCUUCCGUGCCUACGCCACUGCCCUCAACAGCACAAGUUGGGUGGCCAAGGACGCCGACGUGGCUGCGCUGUACAGCGAGGCCGUCAUGAUGCUGCACGCUGUGAUUGGCGGGUACCGCUUCUACAACACCACCACAGGCAAGCCCUUCCCGGAGAUUGCGCAGGUGACGCGCGUGCUGGAGGCGGCACUCAACCUGACAGCGCCCGGCAUGCACGGCGCCCACCCGCUUGUGCAGCACUUGUACAUCCACAUCACGGAGCCAAGUGCCCCUGGCUUUGGGCCGGAGAGCGCGGGCCGCGGCCUGCCGUCUGCACUCGACUUCCAGCGACGGUUCAACACAACGCAGUGGCAGCACAUCCAGCACAUGUCUGGGCACGUAUACCUGCGCGUUGGCCGCUAUGGGGACGUGGUCACGGUCAACCGCAUUGCACACGCCUCUGAUGCAGCGUGGCUCAAGCACGGCUUGCUUCCGUAUGGGCCGGGUCAUAAUCUCGCCUUCCUCAUCUAUGGCGCUUGCAUGGACGGUCAGAGCCAGGUGGCACGCGAUUUUGGCGUCACGCUCCACAACGUCUACCGCGCCGCCCCAGACCGCCCCGAUGGGCCCGGCCCUGAUCUUGGCUGGCACAUUCCCAUGACCACGCACGUGCGCUUUGGCCGGUGGUCUGAUGUGCUCGCCACGCCGCUUGAGAUGCCGCGCGACUGGCCGUACCAGCAUGCCCUCGCCAACUAUGCGCUCGGCACCGCCUACGCACAUACGGGCAACCGAACAGCUGCGGAGGCGUGCUUGCAGGCGCUCGCGCUCGAGAAGAAGAACUUGACGGGCCGAUUUUACAAAUACGCCAUUGUGGCAGAGAUGGCUCUGCGCGCCACCCUCGCCGCCCAAGCCAGCGACACCCACAGGGCCGUUCAGUUUAUGCAAUCCGCUGUCGGCGAGCAGACGUCGUGGCCGUAUGACGAGCCGCCAGACUUCCACAUGCCCUUGCGCCAGUGUCUUGGACAAGCGUAUCUCAAUGCACAGCGCUACGUGGAUGCAGAUGCCGUGUACCGUGCUGACCUGCACGAGUACCCCAACAACGGCUGGUCUCUGUUUGGGCUGAUUGCCGCAAUGCAACAGCAGCCCCAGAAGUACUCCCCUGCCGAUGUUGCCAAGGUCCAGCAGCAGCUGGACGACACGUGGCAGCGCGCUGAUGUGCGCCUGUCUUCCAGCUGCCUUGCGCUCGUAUUCUGA
Messenger RNA from Salpingoeca rosetta, 4122 nucleotides. Its product is annotated as tetratricopeptide repeat domain-containing protein. Bases 1 to 4122 code for a protein of 1373 amino acids. Gene Ontology annotation, cellular component: intracellular anatomical structure. The transcript is spliced from 8 exons. Gene Ontology annotation, molecular function: protein binding; oxidoreductase activity; copper ion binding. NCBI's taxonomy places the organism in Eukaryota, Choanoflagellata, Craspedida, Salpingoecidae. The record is from RefSeq and is a predicted model, not a curated record.